Pteronotus mesoamericanus is the source of this 4552-nucleotide messenger RNA. RefSeq names its product RAB3 GTPase activating protein catalytic subunit 1 (gene RAB3GAP1). Lineage: Eukaryota; Metazoa; Chordata; Mammalia; Chiroptera; Mormoopidae. The transcript has 26 exons. The record is from RefSeq and is a predicted model, not a curated record. The coding region runs from base 239 to 3130 and encodes 963 amino acids. Gene Ontology annotation, biological process: positive regulation of GTPase activity. Gene Ontology annotation, molecular function: GTPase activator activity.
GCCCUAGCGCCCGUCCUGGCGGUCCGCAAGAUGGCCGGCGACAGUGAGCCCGAGUCCGAGGUAUUUGAGCUCACGGACUUCACCACUGCUUCCGAAUGGGAAAGAACAACCUUUUAAAGUCUGCGUGGGACUUGGGAACGCUUUGAUUCAAGUUUCACAUUUCAGUGGGUAGUGCGCCCAGGCUUCCUCUACCUCUCCAACUAACUCCGUGGAACCACUGAAACUGUUGUGUCACUGAAUGUUUAUUUCCAGAGUUGAAGAAGUCUUAAAUGAUUGGAAACUCAUUGGAAACUCAUUGGGAAAGCCACUUGAAAAGGGUAUAUUUACUUCUGGCACAUGGGAAGAGAAAUCAGAUGAAAUUCUCUUUGCUGACUUCAAAUUCUCAAUUACUCAUCAUUAUCUUGUACAAGAAUCCACUGAUAAAGAAGGAAAUGAAGUAUUAGAAGAUGCUAUUCCACAAUCUAUGCAAGAUUUGCUGUGUAUGAAUAAUGACUUUCCUCCAAGAGCACAUUGCCUGGUAAGAUGGUAUGGACUGCGAGAAUUUGUGGUGAUCGCCCCUGCUGCAAACAGUGAUGCUGUUCUCAGUGAAUCUAAGUGCAAUCUUCUUCUGAGUUCUGUGUCUAUUGCUUUAGGAAACACUGGCUGCCAGGUGCCACUCUUUGUGCAAAUUCAUCACAAAUGGCGAAGAAUGUAUGUGGGAGAAUGUCAGGGUCCUGGUGUCAGAACUGAUUUUGAAAUGGUUCAUCUUCGAAAAGUGCCAAAUCAGUACACUCAUUUAUCAGGUCUGCUAGAUAUCUUCAAAUCAAAGAUUGGAUGUCCUUUAACUCCAUUGCCUCCAGUUAGUAUUACCAUUCGAUUUACCUAUGUACUGCAGGAUUGGCAGCAGUAUUUUUGGCCUCAGCAACCUCCAGAUAUAGAUGCCCUUGUAGGAGGAGAAGUUGGAGGCCUGGAGUUUGGCAAGUUACCAUUUGGUGCCUGUGAAGAUCCUAUUAGUGAACUCCACUUAGCAACUACAUGGCCUCACCUGACUGAAGGUAUCAUUGUGGAUAAUGAUGUUUAUUCUGAUUUGGAUCCUAUUCAAGCUCCCCAUUGGUCUGUUAGAGUUCGAAAAGCUGAUAAUCCUCAGUGUUUACUCGGUGAUUUUGUCACUGAAUUUUUUAAAGUUUGCCGUCGAAAGGAGUCAACUGAUGAGAUUCUUGGACGAUCCACAUUUGAGGAAGAAGGGAAAGAAGUUACUGACAUAACUCAUGCUUUGUCAAAGUUGACAGAGCCAGCACCAGUUCCAAUUCAUAAAUUAUCAGUUUCAAAUAUGGUACAUACUGCAAAGAAGAAAAUACGAAAACACAGAGGUCUAGAAGAGUCACCACUGAAUAAUGAUGUCCUCAAUACCAUUCUCUUGUACUUAUUCCCUGAUGCUGCUUCUGAGAAACCAUUAGAUGGAACUUCUUCAGCAGAUAAUAAUCCUUCAUCAGAGAGUGAAGAAUAUAAUCUCUACAAUCAGUUUAAAUCUGCACCAUCUGACAGUUUAACAUACAAAUUGGCUUUGUGUCUUUGUAUGAUCAACUUUUAUCAUGGAGGAUUGAAAGGAGUGGCACACCUCUGGCAGGAAUUUGUUCUUGAAAUGCGUUUCAGAUGGGAAAACAACUUUCUGAUUCCGGGAUUAGCAAGCGGACCCCCAGAUCUAAGAUGUUGUUUACUACAUCAGAAACUACAGAUGUUAAAUUGUUGCAUUGAAAGAAAGAAGGCACGUGAUGAGGGGAGAAAGAUAAGUACUUCAAAUAAUGUAACCAAUACAUAUCCAGGGGAUGCUGGAAAACAUGGAGACCAGUUGGGGCCAGAUAAUCUAAAAGAUACGGAUAAAGAAAAGGGAGAGGUAGGAAAAUCUUGGGAUUCUUGGAGUGAUAGCGAAGAAGAAUUUUUUGAAUGUCUAAGUGAUACUGAAGAACUUAAGGGAAAUGGACAAGAGAGUGGCAAGAAAGGAGGACUUAAGGAGAUGGCAAAUUUAAAGGCAGAAGGACGACUCCAUCAGCAUGGGAAACUUAUAUUGCUACAUAAUGGAGAACCUCUCUACAUUCCAGUAACCCAGGAACCAGCACCUAUGACAGAAGACCUACUUGAAGAGCAGUCGGAGGUUCUAGCUAAAUUAGGAACAUCAGCAGAAGGGGCUCACCUCCGAGCACGCAUGCAGAGUGCCUGUCUGCUGUCAGAUAUGGAGUCUUUUAAGGCAGCUAAUCCAGGAUGUUGCCUGGAAGAUUUUGUGAGAUGGUACUCACCCCGGGAUUAUAUUGAAGAGGAAGUGAUUGAUGAAAAGGGAAACGUGGUUCUAAAAGGAGAACUUAGUGCCCGAAUGAAGAUUCCAAGUAACAUGUGGGUAGAAGCCUGGGAAACUGCUAAGCCAGUUCCUGCUAGAAGGCAAAGGAGACUCUUUGAUGAUACACGGGAAGCAGAAAAGGUGCUGCACUACCUGGCAAUACAGAAACCUGCAGACCUUGCUCGGCACCUGUUACCUUGUGUAAUUCAUGCAGCUGUACUCAAAGUAAAGGAAGAAGAAAAUCUGGAAAACAUUUCUUCAGUUAAGAAGAUUAUAAAGCAGAUAAUAUCCCAUUCCAGUAAAGUUUUACACUUUCCCAAUCCAGAAGACAAGAAAUUAGAAGAAAUCAUCCAUCAAAUUACUAAUGUGGAAGCCCUAAUUGCUAGAGCCCGCUCACUGAAAGCCAAGUUUGGAACUGAGAAAUGUGAACAAGAGGAGGAAAAGGAAGAUCUUGAAAGGUUUGUGAGCUGCCUCCUAGAGCAGCCCGAAGUGGUGGUGGUUGGUGCAGGAAGGGGACAUGCUGGCAGAAUCAUUCACAAGCUGUUUGUGAAUGCACAGAGGCUGACUGAAUCUUCUGAUGAGGCUGCAGCCAUGGCUCCACUGGAGGAGGAACUGAAGAGAAUGGGCUCCCCAGAAGAGAGGAGGCAGAACUCGGUGUCAGACUUCCCACCCCCUGCUGGCCGGGAGCUCAUUCUGCGCACCACUGUGCCCCGCCCUGCCCCCUACUCCCGAGCUCUGCCUCAGCGCAUGUACAGUGUUCUCACCAAAGAGGAUUUCAGACUGGCUGGUGCCUUCUCGUCAGAUACCUCCUUCUUCUAAUUCUUCUAGAGCUACUCCAUUGUGGCUUUAGAGACAGAGCUGACCCCUUCUGUGGGAAGGAGGUUGUGCCAAUCAGAACCCCAGAGGCCAUGAAGAGGGCCUUUCUGGUUGAAUGAGCAUGCAUCAUACCAGCAUCUGAAAGACUUUCUCUUGACAAGCUUGGGCUGUUUUGUAGCUUGUGGGAUCAGAGAUAAUGGCUUGAGCUGGUGAAAGAUUUCUUCCCCAAAGUGAUGGCCCUUGUUUGGUGUGUGGUUAGGGACCAAAAAAAGCAGGAGCUCUCUGCACUUAACUCUGGCAAGAUUGUGUUCAUUUAUUAUUUUCUGUGACUAUCCCUUAGGCUAUUGCCUUGCAUUCAUAAUCUGUGUAAACACUUCUUAUUUUAUUAGUAUCAAGUACGCAAAAUAGAGUAUCUGUUAACUCAGAUUUCUGGAUAUUGUGAGGGUAGAUUAUAUUCUCAGAGUCUGUAUUUUUAAAAUAUUAAAUGACAUCCUGUUUAUUCAAUCACCUGAUAGCCAUCUUAAUUGUACUAAUUAACUUUUGAUGAGCAUUUUGAAUAUUCUAUCUAGGAGGAAGCCUAGAGUUCGUGUUUCUCCAUGUAACUGUGAUCUAAAUGUAAUCCUCUGAUAAAACUGUAUUAAAUGUCACUGCAAAUUAGUUUGAUAUCUGUCUUGUAGGGUUUGUGUCUCUUGUUUUGUUUUGGGUGCCACAUAAAAAGUGAUCAACCUGCACUAUGUUGUUUCCUUCUUCUCUUGGUAUACAGUAUGCAUUCCUUUUGUGGGGUUGCUGGCUGGGUACUGUACUUAAUGAAGUAGAGAUUGGCACACGCUAAAAAUAUAGCCUUGGUACCUAGAUUAUCAUGCAGUUAGUAUAAUUUGAUAUAUGUGCUACUGUAAUGAAUAGUAGGUUAUGUCAGUGAACUGUUUUACUUCUGUAUUUUAGUUAAAAUGAAAAUAAUUGGUGGGGAUAUGUAGUAGAACUGAGCAUAAGGAUAACAGCAACAUACUUCUAAUUAUCUGAUGAUCAAGGUCUGUUAAGUCUGUGUUGCUAUAUGGCCUUUGUUCAAUGAUCUUAAAUCUAUUUUUAGGCCUAAAACUCCCACUUUAAUCCAGAGUUUUUAAAAAAGUGGUUACUGAAGCAUAGACCUUGCUAAGCAACUUUAAGGAAUUAAUAGAGCUAUGUUAACCUAUUAUUUUUGUAAAAAAAAAUGUAUAUACAUAUGUGUGUGUGUGCGCAUAUGAAGAGGGGAGGCCUGGUUGGUGACCUCCCAGCUGUCACAGCACUGCUCCCUGAGAUACUGGCCUCGAUUGCAGGGGCACCGCACAGAGGCAGCGAGGAUCGAGUUUGCUUCCUAAGGAGGACCAUAACUAAGAAUCAUGUUACAAGGAGAGGCUGGACUUUAAAAAGGAUUGUGAACCUAAUAAA